This is a messenger RNA of Sclerotinia borealis F-4128, 669 nucleotides long. The record is from the annotation of a GenBank genome assembly. NCBI's taxonomy places the organism in Eukaryota, Fungi, Ascomycota, Leotiomycetes, Helotiales, Sclerotiniaceae.
AUGUCGGGACCUGUAGGUGAAUGGUUUUACUACGAAAGAUCAACGAGAUGGAGGGCAUGGGAAACUGGAAUCUUAUUGAUGGCUAUGGAUUUUACCACUAUGCAUGGCGAAUACCCCCUUUCAUUUGAGGACGUCAGCGACCUUGUUAUUAGCAUAUGUUUGAAGUUGAUUGACCAAUAUUCACCGGAGAGAUACUCAAUGCGCUGGACCUUAUAUUCAGAACAGCAUCACGGAGACACAGAGGAAGAGAUCGCAAAGGAUGCCUGGUCAAAAGAAGCUUGUCGGGAAGAAUGGUUCGGGGUCCAAUAUCGACCCAAAUCAGUACAACAAACAAAGGCUACUCUGAGGGUCUGGAUGAUUCCAGCCCUGAGACAAUUGAAGGAUGGUCCUCCUCCACCAGAUGGUGAUGAGGAUACGCGAAGGAGUGACUUAUUAGCUUUACGGCUUGCGGAAGCCGUCGAUCUUAGCCAUCAGCUACCUGGAGAAGGUCGAUAUCCCCUACCAAUAAUGUAUGAUUAUGCGGAACAUAUGGUAACGGAUUCUGUGGAGAGAUUGAUAGAAGUCCAUUCAGCUGCGAUGACACAAAGAGCCAAAGAUUUGGAUGCUGGAAUAUGGAGACACCCAUGCCAAGAUUGUCCUCAGGAGGAUCAGCAGGAUCAAGGCACUUGA